Aphis gossypii (cotton aphid) is the source of this 881-nucleotide messenger RNA. RefSeq lists its product as uncharacterized. Lineage: Eukaryota; Metazoa; Arthropoda; Insecta; Hemiptera; Aphididae. The coding region runs from base 72 to 758 and encodes 228 amino acids. The record is from RefSeq and is a predicted model, not a curated record. The transcript has a single exon.
UUUGUUGUUGUCAUUUAAUAAAAAAUAUAUCUGACGAUGCUCACAAAUAUUAUAAAGGAAAUGGGAAGAAGAUGACCAAUGGAUCUUUGGCGUGCUUGGCAACUGCUUGUAUCUCGCCAGCUUUCAACAUAACCAUCACGGAAUGUUUGGAAAAAUGGUUCACUGCAGUUACAACGGUGUUGUUGUCACCCUACAAGACUAUAGAUGUGGAAGUUGCCAUGAACACCUUGAAGCAGCUCAGUCAUGAAAGUCCAAACAGCCUAGUUGAUGAGCUAAUAACAAAACAAAAAAAAGUUAUAUUAGAUGAACAAAUAAGAGAUUCUAAGACAUUUUACCGGUAUAAAGAUUCCAAGUUCUUGUCUCGAUUUGAAAAUAUAGUUGUACAGGUAAAAAAAACAUUAAAAAUGUGUACUAGCUCUGAAGAAAAUCCAUUGUGUAGCAUUGAAUUCUACAAUGAUAUGAUGGGGUCUAUAAUUCCAGUAAUUCCAAUGUGGACAGGUGUGAUGCGGUUCAAAGUAUUUGGGUCGACAGACCGAGCAAGCAAUGAUCCAGCAGAGAGUUGGUUUGGAGAUUUAAAGACGAACAAAAAAUGCGAGCGCAUGAAAUGUGGAAGAUUUGUUCAAUUCACUAGAAGUAUUAUACUGAGUAGAUGUAAGGAAGUACUGCUAGAUAUACCAUCCAAUUAUUGUGUACUUCUUCCGGUCCAAAAUAUACAAAAGAAAAUCACAAAAAAGAAUGUACGUCAUUCAUCAAUUUGAUUUCGUCAUCAUCUGACGAUGACGAGGAAAAAGAAUGAUGGGGACCGAGAAAGAAAAAAACAGGGUUCUAUUUUAAGGGUCAUUUAAAAGCUGCUUCAAAGCAAUUUAAGGCACGGACAGUUA